AUGACAGGACCAAAGGAAGGCAGAGAAACAACACAGGAGAGGACGCCGGAAUUGGAUGAAUACGGGAGACUGACAUCUAUAGAGAGCCAAUGGCGCCUCGUGCCUCACUAUGGGCACCUAGAUGAGAUCCAGACUAACCAAUCGGAAGACGAGGAGGUCCAGACUAACCAAACAGAAGAAGAGGAGAUCCAGGCUAACCAGUCAGAAGCAGAGGAUGUUGUAGGAGCAAUUCCUUUCUUUAAAGAUGACUACUGCCCCUCCGAAUGUGCAUGUUACGGAAGGGUGGUUCAGUGUUCGGAUAAAGGCGUGGACAAGGUCCCCUAUGGCAUCCCCUAUAACGCCCGCUACGUCCUGCUGAUGAACAACCUGAUUGACACCAUACAGCUCGACCUGCUGGCCGAGUACCUCUCCAUGGAGUUCCUAGUGCUUAGCAACAACCGCUUGACGGACAGCUCGGUGGAGGGCGCGUUCGAGGGCAUCCAGAACCUCAAGCGUCUCUACCUGGACCGGAACCUGCUGAACAGCAUCCCGUCGGACCUGCCGGGCUCGCUAGAGGAGCUGCGACUGGACGGGAACAUCAUCAGGGUGAUGUCGGAGGCGGCGUGGGGCAGGUGUCCCGGCCUACUCAUCCUCAGCCUCAACAACAACAGCCUGGGCAACGGGUCGGAGGCCCUCCCGCCCGGGGUGCUCUCUCCCCUGGGCAGCCUCCGCACUCUCAGCCUCAACCACAACCACCUCCAGGAUCCCCCUUCCCUGCUCCCUGUCGGCCUUCGCGAGCUCUAUCUCCGCGGAAACCUCAUCCGCAGUUUCCACGGCGACAGCGUGUUCGGUGGUGACGCGGAGCUGCAGGUGCUGGACCUGAGUGCCAAUCUCCUCGGCAACAAGGGGCUGGGCAAGGAUGCUCUUCGCCGUGCCAACCGACUGGAGAGCCUGAACCUGGAGGGCAAUCUCCUCAGACAGGUUCCCAGACACCUGCCCGCGUCCCUCAAGACCCUUAACCUGGAGAGCAACAGCAUCGUCUCAGUGGGCAAAGCCGCGUUCAAGCGUCUGGCGAGCCUGGAGCACCUGGGCCUGGCCCGCAACAAGAUCGCCAGGGUGGCGCUGGGCGCGUUCCGGGCGCUUCCCAUUCUUCACCAGCUGGACCUGUCCCACAAUGCAUUGCGACAGGUGCCCAGGCAGCUGCCCACGGCGUCGCUGCACUUUGUGUCGAUCGCGCACAACAAGAUCCAGUCGGUGCCGAGGGAUGCGCUGUGUCACGGUGCCGUGGCGGGGGGAAAUGGAAAGGGAGACUCUGCUGCCCCCCAGAGUCCGUUGGUGAGAGUGCAGCUGGAGCAUAAUCAGAUCGACAUGGGCCGUCUGGACUCGCGAGCCUUCUGGUGCCUCAGAGGGUUCCAGGUGGUCCAUUUUGACUGA
Messenger RNA from Engraulis encrasicolus (European anchovy), 1413 nucleotides. RefSeq names its product wu:fc23c09. Gene Ontology annotation, molecular function: protein binding. The record is from RefSeq and is a predicted model, not a curated record. The transcript is spliced from 5 exons. Bases 1 to 1413 code for a protein of 470 amino acids. Lineage: Eukaryota; Metazoa; Chordata; Actinopteri; Clupeiformes; Engraulidae.